CACCCGCUCAGGGACUUUGAACCGGGACACAACAUCGUGGACGCUGUGUAUGGCAGCCGCAAGACUGUUUGCGUCGUGAGCCGGAACUUCCUGCAGAGCGAAUGGUGUUCAAUGGAGAUCCAGCUGGCCAGCUACCGACUCUUAGACGAGCACCGAGACAUUCUGCUGCUGGUGUUCCUGGAGCAUAUCCCCGAGAGCAAGCUGUCCUCAUACCACCGCAUGAGGAAGGUCACGUUGACCAAAACAUUUUUGCAAUGGCCCCGCUCAGAUUGUACCGACCCGGCCCAGGCCCAACUACUUUUCUGGACCCAGCUCAGGAGAGCGCUGAGGACAGGAAGUAGAAUGGAGGAUGAGGAGGAAGCAGGUGAAAACCAAAGCUCUGAGACGGAAGAAGGCGAUCGAACAGCCUCUUCUGUCAAUUAUACCGCUGAAAUCUAUAACUUGCCAUAAUUUUUAAUUAUCUGCAAUUGAUCAAUUAUAUUUCAGAUUACAUUGUUACAUUUUUAUUUGCAUUUAUUUCCAAUAGGGUUUGUAAACAAAUUUGA
Molecule: messenger RNA, 545 nt
Organism: Gadus chalcogrammus (walleye pollock)
Lineage: Eukaryota; Metazoa; Chordata; Actinopteri; Gadiformes; Gadidae
Gene: tlr21
Product: toll-like receptor 21
Exons: 2
Biological process (GO): toll-like receptor signaling pathway; immune response; inflammatory response
Cellular component (GO): membrane
Molecular function (GO): transmembrane signaling receptor activity
Source: RefSeq, a predicted model, not a curated record